GAGUGCGGUGAUGACCAAAAGAAAGCAGGCAGCAGAGAGAUGGACAAGCAUCUGGAUCCAACUGUUGCAGCUAAGCUCACAGAGAAGAAGACUGAGUUAGCUCCAGCCUUAACAUACAGAUCAGCCACCCCAAUACCACCACCACCAUGCCCGUCCUCCAUCCCCGGCCCAGAUCCCUCCCCUCCCUCAGGGCCUGCUGUGGGAAGUGAGGGGGGCAUUCACUCCUAGUUGACUUCGAGAUAGCUUUGGCAAACUACUAAUGCGUGGUCCUUGGUCAGCAUCUUUCCAUUAGCAGCUCCUUCCAGCAGCCAUUAGGGGUCAGCAGCCAUUAGGGUUCAGCAGCCAUUAGGGGUCAGCAGCCAUUAGGGGUCAGUAGCCAUGUAUCAGGGCAACCACUCCUCUAUAUAUUCUGUAUGUUGUUGGUUGUAUUUGAUGUCCUGUACAGUGCCUUGCAAAAGUAUUCAUCCCCCUUGGCGUUUUUCCUAUUUUGUUGCAUUACAACCUGUAAUUUAAAUGGAUUUUUAUUUGGAUUUCAUGUAAUGGACAUACACAAAAUAGUCCAAAUUGGUGAAGAGAAAUGAAAAAAAUUCUAAAAGAUAAAUAACGGAAAAGCGGUGAGUGCAAAUGUAUUCACCCCCUUUGCUAUGAAGCCCCUAAAUAAGAUCUGGUGCAACCAAUUACCUUCAGAAGUCACAUAAUUAGUUAAAUAAAGUCCACCUGUGUGCAAUCUAAGUGUCAAAUGAUCUGUCACAUGAUCUCAGUAUAUAUAUACCUGUUCUGAAAGGCCCCAGAUUCUGCAACACCACUAAGCAAGGGGCACCACCAAGCAAGACCAAGGAGCUCUCCAAACAGGUCAGGGCCAAAGUUGUGGAGAAGUACAGAUCAGGGUUGGUUUAUAAAAAAAUAUCAGAAACUUUGAACAUCCCACGGAGCACCAUUAAAUCCACAACUAACCUGCCAGAGAGGGCCGCCCACCAAAACUCACGGACCAGUCAAGGACGGCAUUAAUCAGAGAGGCAACAAAGAGACCAAAGAUAACCCUGAAGGAGGUGCAAAGCUCCACAGCGGAGAUUGAAGUAUCUGUCCAUAGGACCACUUUAAUAAUAAUAAUAAUAUGCCAUUUAGCAGACGCUUUUAUCCAAAGCGACUUACAGUCAUGCGUGCAUACAUAUUUUUUUUUUGUGUAUGGGUGGUCCCGGGGAUCGAACCCAUUACCUUGGCGUUACAAGCGCCGUGCUCUACCAGCUGAGCUACAGAGGACCACUACUUUAAGCCGUACACUCCACUGAGCUGGGCUUUACGGAAGAGUGGCCAGAAAAAAGCCAUUGCUUAAAGAAAACAAUAAGCAAACACGUUUGGUGUUCGCCAAAAGGCAUAUGGGAGACUCCCCAAACAGAUGGAAGAAGGUACUCUAGUCAGAUGAGACUAAAAUUGAGUUUUUGGCCAUCAAGGAAAACGCUAUGUCUGGCGCAAACCCAACACCUCUCAUCACCCCGAGAACACCAUCCCCACAGUGAAGCAUGGUGAUGGCAGCAUCAUGCUGUGGGGAUGUUUUUCAUCGGCAGAGACUGGGAAACUGGUCAGAAUUGAAGGACUGAUGGAUGGCGCUAAAUACAGGGAAAUUCUUGAGGGAAACCUGUUUCAGUCUUCCAGAGAUUUGAGACUGGGAUGGAGGUUCACCUUCCAGCAGGACAAUGACCCUAAGCAUACUGCUAAAGCAACACUUGAGUGGUUUAAGGGGAAACAUUUAAAUGUCUUGGAAUGGCCUAGUCACAGCCCAGACCUCAAUCCAAUUGAGAAUCUGUGGUAUGACUUAAAGAUUGCUGUACACCAGCGGAACCCAUCCAACUUGAAGGAGCUGGAGCAGUUUUGCCUUGAAGAAUGGGCAAAAAUCCCAGUGGCUAGAUGUGCCAAGCUUAUAGAGACAUACCCCAAGAGACUUGCAGCUGUAAUUGCUGCAAAAUGUGGCUCUACAAAGUAUUGACUUUGGGGGGGUGAAUAGUUAUGCACGCUCAAGUUUUCUGUUUGUGUUGUCUUAUUUCUUGUUUGAUUCACAAUUUAAAAUAUUUUGCAUCUUCAAAGUGGUAGGCAUGUUGUGUAAAUUAAAUGAUACAAACCCCCCAAAAAUCAAUUUUAAUUCCAGGUUGUAAGGCAACAAUAUAGGAAAAAUGCCAAGGGGGGUGAAUACUUUAUACUCUAUAUAUUCUGUAUGUUGUUGGUUGUAUUGUUGGUUGUAUUUGAUGUCCUGUAAUUAGUUUCAUUGACAAGCUUUAAUAUCACAAAGCAAAUUUAGGUGAAAACAACCAAUAUAAUAUUUUCUUGUCCUUAUUUUAGGUCAGGCUGUGGUUCAUGGUCCAACAGCUGCGCUCCGGGAUCAGCUGGGACGCAGAGGAGAUCUGCGAGGCACGCAGCAAGAUUUGCGGACCAAACCAGACGCAGGAGAAGGAGAAAGACAAAAAGGAGAAAGAGGUGAAGGAGAAGGUAUUGGAAGUGCCUCACAUCAGUAAGGAGGAUGAUGGGAGUAACAGGAGCGAACAUUCACCUGUCUCCACCUCCACUCAACUUAGCAGCCUGUCCUCAGAGUCCUCCUCACCCGUUCCUCUCAAAAGCAGUAAACGCCACCCCAUUGUUGCACCCAAUAAGCUCAAUCUCCACCAAACUUUUCUUGCAGGGCCUCAAAGCUCUCCACUUCCUCCGCGCUCAGUGGCACCUCCCACAACCACAGGGCAACCCCUAGAAACCUGA
Coregonus sp. 'balchen' is the source of this 2745-nucleotide messenger RNA. The record is from the annotation of a GenBank genome assembly. NCBI's taxonomy places the organism in Eukaryota, Metazoa, Chordata, Actinopteri, Salmoniformes, Salmonidae.